This is a messenger RNA of Sclerotinia sclerotiorum 1980 UF-70, 1158 nucleotides long. RefSeq lists its product as hypothetical. The transcript has 2 exons. Bases 1 to 1158 code for a protein of 385 amino acids. Lineage: Eukaryota; Fungi; Ascomycota; Leotiomycetes; Helotiales; Sclerotiniaceae. Gene Ontology annotation, molecular function: oxidoreductase activity, acting on single donors with incorporation of molecular oxygen, incorporation of two atoms of oxygen; ferric iron binding. The record is from RefSeq and is a predicted model, not a curated record.
AUGGUUCAAAUUUCCAAAAUUGCUCUUGCUCUUUCAGCAGCUUGCAUUACAUCUGUCAUUGCUCAUCCAGGCGAACACCAUGAUGACCAUGCUAUCGAGCGAGAAAUCUUCGCCCGUGAUAUAAUGGCUUCUGCUGCCAAAAGGUCGCUCGACUCUUGCUCUGGAUCUUUGAAGCAUCGUCAACUUGCGGCACGAUCCGUUGCUCGUCGUGCAGAGGCUGCUCGUUCUCUUCGAGCUAAGCGAGACAUCAAGACUUUGCCCAAGAAGUUCCGUCGUGAUCUCGCCACACUUGAGGUUUACGAAGCUAUCAACCACAAUGAAACUGGUGUGCUCGAUUACAACUUUGACACACCCGAAUCCACCAUCUUUGCGGCUAACACCUCGUGCAUUCUAACUCCUGCCAACACGGAUGGUCCUUACUAUGUUCUCGGCGAAAGUAUCCGUCAAAACGUGACCGACGGACAACCCGGUGUCCCCCUCCACCUCGAAGUGCAAUACAUAGACAUAACAACCUGUGAGCCCGUCCCAAACAUCUACAUCGACAUUUGGAAUGCGAAUGCCACCGGUGUGUACGGCGGUAUCAACGUUACAGGAAAUGUAGCCGACGGAGGUUGGAAUUCUACUUUCCUGAGAGGAAUCCAAGCCACUGAUUCCGAUGGAGUCGCAACUUUCGAUACCAUUUUCCCAGGCCAUUAUCGAGGACGCGCAACCCACACUCAUUUGCUCGCCCACACCAACGUUACUGUUUUCCCCAACAACACUAUUCAAGGAGGAGCCGUAACACACAUUGGACAACUUUUCUAUAACGAAGUUCUCCGUACCGCAGUCGAGGCUACAUAUCCGUACAACACUAAUACUCAACAAGUCACCAGCAACGCCGAUGACAGAUGGUCCGUUAUCCAAGCCGAGAAUGAUUUCGAUCCGUUUCCCGAAUUCAUGUAUUUGAGUGAUGAUGUCACGGAUGGAUUAUUGGCAUGGAUUCAAAUUGGUAUUAAUACAACGGCGGAUUGGUCUAAUAAUUCUUACUACAGUGUUGCUGCAACUCUCCAAGCUGAUGGUGGACACCAGAGUUCUACUGGUAGCGGUUUCUUUGGUGGUGGAGGUCAUGGGGGUGGUAAUGGAAGUGGCCCGGGUAAUGGAACCGCACCACCACCUUAA